UUUAAAUUGCGCUUAGCCAAGCAGCCAGCCGCAGAGUGCUUGACUAGCCAGGCCAGAAGCAGCUGGCACUUUCUCUCAGGCCCGAAAGCGGGGUCAAAACGCUUUCCCAACGGGCGGUUCCUCAGUCAACGCUGGCAACUGAACGCGCGAGCAAUGGAAAAGACGCCUCUCGAGUUUCCUCACAAAAUUCGCGAUGUGGAUGAGGCCACCAAUGCGGAGUUAUUAAACUACUUCCAUGGCGAGCGAACUGGCUUCGUUCAGGUUGGUUCAGAGGGAUAUUUCUUUCCCCACAAGUACAAGGAGGAGGCCGAGAGGUAUUACAACUUUGAGGCACGUCCGGAUGAUGUCUGGAUAGCCACGGUGCCCAGAUCGGGGACCACUUGGACGCAGGAGCUCAUUUGGCUGGUGGCCAAUGGGCUAGAUUACGAGCAGGCUCAGCAAAGGCCUUUAACUGAACGCUUUCCUUUCUUAGAAUUUCCUCUUUUUGUGCAUCCCAAAGUCAAAGAGGAGCUGCAGGAGGAGAACAGCAAUUCAUCUGAGGCCCUGGAGUUCAUUGAGAAAAUUUCCCGACCGGGUUACGAGGUUCUAAGCGAGCUGCCCCGCUCCCAAAGGCGAUUUAUCAAAACGCAUUUUCCUUUUUCUUUGAUGCCGCCCAGUGUGCUGGAAAAUAAAUGCAAGGUGAUCUAUGUGGUACGCGAUCCCAAGGAUGUGGCGGUUUCCUAUUACCAUUUGAACAGGCUCUUCCGCACUCAGGGCUACGUUGGAGAUUUUGAGCGCUACUGGCGCUACUUUCAACGAGGAUUAAAUCCCUGGCUCCCUUACUAUAGUCAUGUAAAGGAGGCUCGCCAGCUUGCCCAUCUGGAGAAUGUGCUCUUCCUGCGCUACGAAGACAUGUUGGUGGAUCUGCCAGGCGCCGUUCACAGCAUAGCCAACUUCCUGGAGAGCCCAGUGAAGCCGGAGGAUCUCGAUGGGCUACUCGAUCACCUGAGCAUUAAGAGUUUUCGGGAGAACAAGUCUGUAAACAUGCACGAAAUGGCCUCCGUGGGAAUCCUAAACAAGGGAGAAGCCGGAUUCGUACGCAGUGGAGCCAAAACGGAACGCCAGCCGCAGCAGGAGUUCGUCGAGAAUCCCAAGCUGUUACAAAGCGCCAACGAGUGGGUGGAACAGAACGUUAAGUGCUUCAAGACCAUAUAAAAUACAUGACUAACUUUA
Drosophila takahashii is the source of this 1212-nucleotide messenger RNA. It is a transcript of the gene St4, whose product is annotated as Sulfotransferase 4. Gene Ontology annotation, biological process: sulfation. The record is from RefSeq and is a predicted model, not a curated record. Gene Ontology annotation, molecular function: sulfotransferase activity. NCBI's taxonomy places the organism in Eukaryota, Metazoa, Arthropoda, Insecta, Diptera, Drosophilidae. Gene Ontology annotation, cellular component: cytoplasm.